Messenger RNA from Osmia bicornis bicornis, 1620 nucleotides. RefSeq lists its product as uncharacterized. The transcript has a single exon. Bases 1 to 1620 code for a protein of 539 amino acids. The record is from RefSeq and is a predicted model, not a curated record. Lineage: Eukaryota; Metazoa; Arthropoda; Insecta; Hymenoptera; Megachilidae.
AUGCCUAAAUCGCGUGAUCCCUCCCCGGUUUCAAAACCGGAAGAGACGCCGGCGGCCAUGAUGGCGUCAGAGCUCGACGCAGACCACGCAGCGGAAACGACCACGCAGCCAUCGCAGGCCGCUCGUCCACGCUCGCCGACCACGCUGCAAGUCCCUGAAGAGACCACGCAGACCACGCGCACGCGUUCGCCCACGCGCCUCACAGCGGAGCUCCAGGUGCGCUCCCGUGUCCAGGAGGAGCGUCUCGACACCCUCCUGGCCAUGGUGGAGGAUCUGCAGGUGACCCUCAAUAAGGCCCCCGCAGACGUCGCGCCAGAAGAACCGGAGCUUAUGAGGGACACGAUUCUGGAGAUUCAUGUAGAUUUCCAACGAGAACACGCAGCCCUCUCAAAGGUUUGGCCGUCCACGCAGCUCGACCACGCCUAUUUCAAGGAAAAGGUGGCUUCCAAUGAAGCGCGCGUCGUACUUUCUGCUCGCAAGUUGCUGGCGCAGCUUGAGCGGAAAAUUAAGCAGAACGAGCAGCCCACGCAGACCACGACGGCCUCGACGACCAACGCGCCCACGCAGUCAUCGGCAAGCCGAUCACGCCUCCCCGAGAUCGCGCUCCCGAAGUUCGAAGGGGACUACAGCAAAUGGGCAGAAUUCAAGGCCCAUUUCGCUUCUGUUAUCAGCGAACGCGCUGACCUCGCCGCACACGAUAAGUUUUUAUACUUAAAGGGAGCUGUUACUGGCCACGCGGCUAAUUUGAUUAGCCACCUUCCUACCACCGAUGGCGCCCUCGAGCAGGCGUGGCAACUGCUCGACGGCCGCUAUGACAAUAAGCGGCUAAACGUGCAGUCGCACAUGGACCGGCUUGCCAACCUCAAGCCGAUGAAAAUGCGCAAGGCGGCCUCGCUCCUGAAGAUGGUGAAUAUCAUCCAGGAGACGCAGCAAGCGCUACGGUCGUUCGGGUUGGAGGAUGCCCAUAACUGUUUCCUGCUCACCAUCCUCGUCAGACUGCUCGACGCGGACACGCGCGAGCACUGGGAGUCCUCGCUGGCCACGAAAAAGGAAUAUCCUACGCUGGAGGAGCUGACUAGCUUCCUACUCGCCCGCGCACGCACUCUCGAGCAAUUAGAGCAGCUCAACGCCGCUCGCGCUACUCCGCCCACGCCUACAGCACCCGCAAGGACCACGCAGUCUUCGCAGCAACGCUCCGCGCCAGCGAGAGCAGCCGUCCACGCAGGAAGCGCUCGACCAACUACAUCAGCCCACGCAGCACCCGCAGCCAUCGCCAAGUCCACGCAGUCCGCACUCUACCCGUGCGCUUUCUGCCAGAAAGAUCACUUUCUGUCAGCGUGCCCACCGUUCAGAGCACUGACCCCGCACGACCGCGCCAACGUGGUCAAGGCUCACGCACUUUGCGUGAACUGCCUGGGCCACCAUAACCUGCGCAGCUGCCGAACACGGCAACGGUGCAAGAUCUGCGACGAGAUCCACCACACCAUGCUGCAUGGGGCCGACAUCAGCAAGGUGCUGAUACCUGGUCUUCCACCAACAGCAUCAUCGCAGGCCACGCCCACGCCGGCUCCAGCAGCCACCACGCAGACCACGCCAACCACUUCAACGACCACGCAUUGA